UUGUUGUGAUUGACGUCAGUAGUCGGGGUUCAACUUUCGCUAUACGCUCUGUUGUCAAACAACGUGCUUUUAUACCAUCGGAAUAACGAUGUCCGAAAUGCUGAUGACAUCCACGGAGGAAAUACCACUGUGCCCGGUGAAAGCAGGCGAGCGUCCGGGCGGCGUACGGAGCUUCCUGUUGGUGGAUGACCAGGAAAACCUGCAGGUCCACGAUGAGUCUGAUUUUGUUGAGAGGCUCAACUGUGGGGACGUCGGAGGUGUCAAAGUUAUCUCCAUCUUUGGAAACACAGGGGAUGGCAAGUCACACACCCUUAACCACAUCCUGUUCGGUGGUCAAAGUGUGUUUUAUACUUCCAAGUCCCCCAGCUCGUAUACAGUGGGUGUGUGGGCCGCCUAUGACCCUUCCCAUAGCCUAAUUGCCCUGGAUACCGAGGGCUUGUUGGGGGCCGCUGCCAAUCAAAAUCAGAGCAUGCGGCUGCUGCUUAAGAUACUGGCAGUGUCCGAUAUAGUAAUCUAUCGGACGCGAGCAGAGCGCCUGCACAAUGACAUGUUCCAGUUCUUGAGCAGUGCUUCGGGGGCCUAUCUAAAGCACUUCACUCCUGAACUGAAGGCCGUAUCCAGACGCUGCGGGCUGGACGUGCCCCUCUCCCAUCUUGGCCCUGCCAUUAUUGUCUUUCAGGAGACAACGCAUACACAGCUCCUGGGCGACGAUUCAAAGGUGGCAGGCCAUGCUGAAACGCAGCUCCAGAGGCGUUUUCAUGAACUGGGCUUAGGGACAGACGCCUUCAGCUCAGUACAGUACGUGGGUACCCAAACAAUUACGCCUCCUACGAAUUACAGCGGACUGCUGGACGCCGUCAUUCAACAAGUGAAGAACACUCACAUACGCUCGGCCCGACAUCCUGGCAUAGUGUUUCAUGCUCUAGAAGCUCUUAGUGAACGUUUCUGUGAUGAGCUCUCAGAUGACAAGAUUAAUCUGUAUACCUUCUUCCCUGACGAGUACUUUACCUGCUCUGCUGUUUGCCUGAGUUGCAAUAUUCGCUGCAAGAAUGGAAUUAACCAUCUGCGAGACAGGGUUCCCCACAUGGCAGACGGACUGUGCCAGUAUGCACACCAGUACAGCAACAAAGUCCUUAUUUGUAAGCGGUGCUAUGAAAGAGGCAGAGAGGUGUUAGUUGUGCCUAAAACCUCUGCAUCCUCUGACAACCCAUGGUUUGGACUGGCCAAAUUUGCCUGGUCAGGUUAUGUGUUAGAGUGUGCUAGCUGUGGCGUCAUCUACCGCAGCAGACAGUACUGGAUAUGGAACCAAGACCCUGAGAUCAGCGUGAACCAAGACCCUGAGAGCAGCGUGGUGCGUUCUGAGGUCAAACAUGUUUGGGAGGGGUCGGACACCUUCCUCACCAACCACCAGAAUGCAGCUCAGAGAGUCCUGGAUGGGAUGAACUAUGUGAUCCAGUCAGUGUCGGAGUACAGCACCGGACCAACCAAAACUGUCACAGCCUGGCUCACCGACCAGGUCGCGCCACUGUACUGGAGACCCAACACAGAGAUUAGGGCCUGUCAUGGCUGUCACAAGGUGUUUGAGGAGGCAGAGCGUAAGCACCACUGCCGGUCAUGUGGGGAGGGCUUCUGCCACUUGUGCUCCAGCUACAGGAUACCAGUCCCAGAGAGGGGCUGGGGCAGCAGCCCUGUCAGGGUGUGUAUGGCCUGCUAUCAGCAGGGAGGACCACCUGAAACCAACAAUCAGGUGUGUAAAGUGGAGCCUCGUGGUCUCAUCGCUCGCAGGGUGGCAGAGGUGGCUCAGUCUACGUUGGACAUGGUCAGCACCGUUGUGGACUAUCCUCUCUGCUUUGUAAAGGACGUAGCACGACCAGACUACUGGGUUCCAGACCAGGACAUCACUCAGUGCCAUCAAUGCUGCAAAGUCUUCACCCCAGUUAUGUCCAAGCACCACUGCAGGGCCUGUGGUCAGGGUGUGUGUGGCCCCUGCUCCACACACAUGAAGCCUGUCCCCUCCAGAGGGUGGGACCACCCUGUGCGUGUGUGUGACAGCUGCAAAACCCAAACCGAUGGUCUCUAAACUUUAAAUCUCGAAUGGAUCUGAAGGUAUGACAACGGGUGCCGGCCACGUGUUCCUUACCUUUUCGGCCUUUUUUUUCUACAUCCUGCUUGGUUUAGUAGACAAUAUGGUGGUCUUCACUUUACUUCGGGUUCCAACACACUGAAGCCCUCCACAAAGUGACCUGUGGUGUCAAACACUGAACCAGCAGGAGAUUUUCUGCUAGAAUAUUUUGAACAUGAUUUUUCAAACACGACGGUGACUUUAGAGUACCUUCUCGUUCUGUCAUGAACAAGCUUGUUUUUAGCUCACCAGACAUCUAAUCUAACAGGAAGGAAGGUAAGGGUGGAGGCCAGUACAGUUUAGUCACUGCAAAGAAUGUUUAUGCAUUACAGACUGGAUACGUUUAAAUGUCCAGCUUGGUUCUGGUCCGUUUUAUAUGUUUAAAGUAAAUAAACAGGGUUGAAUUGUCUUAUAAAUAACAUUGUUGCGUGAUCAUAAAUACAUUUAGUCAUGCAACAUUCUUAUGGUUCAUUGUUAGCAUACUCCCACACUGCUUUACAUUACUGAGGUAGAUUAUUAUUAAUAGUCCAUCUGUCACGGUUUGUGCUUGAAAUGUCAUAUCAGUGAUUAUUCUAUCUGUUAUCACAGUACAGAAUCAGCAGAUAAAAAUGUUCCGCAGUAUUGUUAUUCUAACACAAAAUGAUUAGGGUUAAAAGUAGUCCUUAAAAAAUUUAAUGAAACGGUGAUUUCUUUUAAAAGCGAGAGCAAUUCCUUUCCUUUUAUCCUUGUUAUAAUCUCAGCCAAUGCAUCAGGAAACUCACUUGCUACUUUAUUCAGCCCACCAGCAGCUUCUACAGUUUAUUAUGUUCCCUAUAAUUGUAGUGAUCACAAAGGAUUCAUUAGAAGAGUUGAUUUGUUUUCAUAAAGCUUCAAAAAGUGGUCAAAUAAUGUAGAGGUAGAUAUUUAAAUCAAAACUUUCCAGCAGACUAUUAUUUGGCGCGUCGUCCUUGUAAUGCCGCAUGUGCACACAAGAGGGCGGUAGAGGAAUGGCUAAAUUGGUGUGAACUGUGUAUAAAAGAGCACUUGUGAAUGGCUGUGGGGGAAAUACUAGCAGGGGAAUUUUAAGGAAGAUUUUGUAGAAUGUUGUAAAAGUCAGAAUAUGUAUACAAUUGACUGCCUUUGGGCAUAUCCACACUAUAAAGAAGCAGAAAAGAUAAACAAUUAGUUGUACUCGUGUAGGUCUAACGUGUAACUGGCACAGUUACAGUGUAUCUGCCGGUUUGUGUUUCAACUGUAAUGAAGUAAUGUCAUCAUGGAACGUGUACCAAUAUGUAGGCUUGAACAGUUAUUAAUAUUAAAAUGAAUAAUAAAUACAUAAAUAGAAAAUCAUUCCAAAUAAACAAAUACAUAUUUUUUCGAAAAAAAUGUGACUGACAUGUUUUAUAGUGUAUAAAUCAAUUCUAAAACACUGUUUAAAGAUUUAAAAAAAAUGGUAAAAUUAAGACAAAUAGAACCAAAAGACACAAUGUAAUGAGAAAAAAAGCUGAACUAAAAAUGAAAGCUCCUAACACAAAUAUUUUAAUAGGCUAGUAUACCAUAUACAUUAUAUACAUAGCUUUUUACAAAAUCGAAAAAAUAAAAGCAUCCUUUGUUUUUUUGUUUUUCAGUACGUAGCCCUUAAAAAGUUUGGACACCCCUGGACUACUUACAUUGAUUGUAUACAAUUGUGUUUUGAAUUAAACUUAACAUUUUUGAUCCAAACACUAAAGAAAAACUGUUGGAAUUUUACUGUGAGACAAGAGCACUCAUGUCUUUCUCUUUUAUGUGCCUUCUAAAUAGUAAAACAACUUGUAGUAAGAGGCAGCUAACAAGGCAGGGAUUUUACCCUCUAAAAAACCCUCCAACACUGUUUAUAUACAUACUGGAAGUUUGCAUGUAGUGUAGUAACUGGCACAUUCAUGAUAACAUGUAAUAUUUACAGUAUUUUGGUCCUUUUGAGUUUUACCGUAACUUGUUUCAUGGGUGCAUUGAUUUCACAGCAUCAACAACAGCUACCACUAAUGGCAAACUUUGUGAGAGCCUUGGAGCAGUAUCAUGUAGCACUGUUGUUAACCAUUUCAAAUAAGAACAUAAAACCCUGACUUACAAUGUCCGCUCUCACUGGGAUUCCGACUGAUGGGAUGGUUGUAUCUUUCAGCUGAUAAAUUCAGAAUAAUCCUCUCUCCUCAGAUAAAAAAAAUGCUGGAAGCAAAUAUAUAUUUGCUGAGUCUUUCUAGUUUUUCAUUUGUUGAGAGCCAAGUGCUUGCUUUUUACGUAGCGUAUGGAAUUUCUAAAUUGACCAACUUCUUAGCUUGGUGCCACAACUUACUACUACCGGUAUACUGUACUGUACAUGUGAGAUGCAUGUUUUAUUAGCAAGC
Molecule: messenger RNA, 4482 nt
Organism: Entelurus aequoreus (snake pipefish)
Lineage: Eukaryota; Metazoa; Chordata; Actinopteri; Syngnathiformes; Syngnathidae
Product: zinc finger FYVE domain-containing protein 1
Exons: 12
Coding region: 89-2080 (663 amino acids)
Molecular function (GO): metal ion binding
Source: RefSeq, a predicted model, not a curated record